AUGGCGGGGGUGCUCAUCGCAUUCUCAGUGCUUGAUUCGACCAGCGGGGUCACUUGGGAGUCGACUGUGGAGAAGAACCCUUGGCUGCUGACUUCCAGCCUCGUGGCCGUGCCUGGCCAACUGAGCAAUCGCCGUGGCGGGGCUGGCCCCGUCGCGCUCAGGGCUGAGAAGUGGGCCAUGGAGAGGAUGUGCGCCGAGCGAAAGGUGGACGCCGUAACUGGUCAACUGGGCCACUUUGUACUCGAGCCAAUGGUGCUCCAGAACGACGACAAGACGGUCAACGCCAGUAUAAUGUCGAAGGUGCCAGCUGGAAAACGACCUGGAUUGGCGUCUUUCAUUUUGUGCCUCUGCACUCUUACCGGGAUAUACACUUCGCGUAAUUACCUGGGCAUCAAUCCCGUGGUGAUGCUGGGAGACAACGCGGUGGCGCCUGUGGAGAUGGCCGCGAAGAUUGACGAGACCGCCAAUUUCUUGGCGCUAAUCCGCGGCGUGGACGGCGCGACGGGUGCUUCGCUGAAGUUGGCCAUCUUGAGCGAAAAGGGUCGCGUCUGGACCGUGGUGGCGGGUGGCGGCGCGUCCGUGGUUUACGUUGUCGCAGUUGCGGACUAUGUCGCGGGGCGGGAGCUCGCGAAUUGCAGCGACUACUCUGGCGCCCCGUCGAUCCGAGAGACCCCUUUGCAUGCGGAGACAUUCUUCUCGCCGGUGUUGAAGUUCGAGCAUCCUGGGGGCAAGAUCCGGAUCAUCGUCGGCGGCGUCGCCAAUGUCGCGGACGUCGCAGCGUCCUUCGUCUCGCGCAGGCGCGGCGGCAUUGCGCGGACGCGCGUCGCGGCCGUCACCCCCGCGGCGCCCGCGUUCGCGGCGGCGCAGGAAGAGCCUGACCUCGGCGCCUCGCGCGGCCCCCUGGUGCGCAAGAUGCUCGGCGUGAAGGACGAGGGGCCUGGCGCGCGGCAGCUGGCGCCGCCGGCGUCGGAGCGCGCCAUUGUGAAGGCCGCAGCCGACGCGACCUUCGUCGUCUACAGUUUGCAAAGCCGAGCCGUCCAGGGCAUGCUCGGCUUCGAUUGCAUGCGCGCGCGUGAGAAGCCUUCUGUCUCCGCAGUGACGUCUCCAGGAAUCGCUUUGAAGUUCGACGGGGGCACCGAGGACUUCAUCGACAAGUGCAAGAAGGGCAACCAGCUCGUCGUGGGCAUUGGGCACCGCGUCAUGUCCCUGGCCAACCCGGACAUGCGCGCGGUCCCCAUCAAAGGGCACGCGAAGAAGCAAUUCAAGUUGCCCCCGAUCCUGGACUUCGCCGGCGGGGGAGCAGAUCACGACGCGGAAGAGUGCGACGAGCUGAUGAGUUUCGGCUGCCUGAACGGACUCUUCGUGCUUGGCCGCCCCAUCGGCUUCAUCGGCCACCGCUUGGACCAGCUGCGCCUGGAGCGGCCGCUGUGCGGGGCGACGUCACGUGCGUCCAGAAGCUCGCCAGCAGCGGUUGA
This is a messenger RNA of Prorocentrum cordatum, 1475 nucleotides long. NCBI's taxonomy places the organism in Eukaryota, Dinophyceae, Prorocentrales, Prorocentraceae. The record is from the annotation of a GenBank genome assembly.